Messenger RNA from Notechis scutatus (mainland tiger snake), 930 nucleotides. NCBI's taxonomy places the organism in Eukaryota, Metazoa, Chordata, Lepidosauria, Squamata, Elapidae. The record is from RefSeq and is a predicted model, not a curated record.
AUGAAUAUCAAUUUCCGACAACAGCCUGAGCUUCAACUGAGCUACAAAGGAACUGCCAGGCAAAGUUCAAAUGAGCCCUUCCAAAGAGGAGGAACCUAUUUUGCUUGUAGACACUCCCCACAUCCCAAAAAUGUAUGUCACAUUAAAGGAUUAAAUGAUGCACCAAUCUGCUUCGUACGAGACCGAGGGUACAAUGACGGGCAUUUCAUCAUGCCAGGCCCAACAUAUAGCCAGCCUUACAGGCAUCUUGGAACUGCAGCAGAUAAGAUUUUUCCCAAUAAUACUUUGCCAGCAUUGAUAACAGAGGGAGUCGGAGUAACUCUUCCACAUCUUGCUAAAAAUGAAUUUGAAGAGAUGAGAAAUCAAGCAAGAAAUACGCCUCUUUUAAGAAAAAAGGAUGAACCUCUGAUGAAAUACUUAGGAGACCAUCCACAAAGUAGGACUUCUCAGGACCUCCAACUUGUGCCUAUUCAGAGAAUGCAUCAUAAAGAAAACUUCAGGGAAAAUAUUAAUUAUACCCCAAGUUAUCUGGAUCGAGAAAUAAAAGUCCUAGAAAAACUCUGUGACAUUUUACAGACAGAUACCAUUGGAGGGAUUCAAAGGUGGCUAUCCAAGGCAAGUGUGAAAGAGAAAGAGUUUGUAUCCAAUUUCAUACGCUCUGAUAUGACCAGCCGUGACCUGUUGUAUUAUAAGCCAACGGCCCAGACUGAAAGUGAAGUUCCAAACAUUCAGGCUUUGCUAAGAGGGCAAAAAGGAACACCUAAUGAAGAUACAGAAAAAAGUAAUUUAUUUGCAAAGAGAGGGAAAAUAGAUGAAAACGAAGAGGAUCUUCCCAGCAGCUCUGCAAAACAUUCGAGUGGCUGUCAGUCUUUCUCGACCCAAAACAGCUCCCAUUUGUUAUACCGCAAGUCUCGCCUUAGAAAAACUUAA